AUGACUGUACAAUUCUCAAACAACUAUAAUUGGGAAAAGCAAUUGGGUCCUUUAGAAUACUUUUCAUCUCCAGUGUAUACCAGAGGCUCUCUUUUCUUUAAAGGUGAAAUUGAUUUGAUGAAAUUUAUCAGAUCAAUGAGCUCCUCCUUUAACUAUUUCCAUCUCCUAUUGUCUCAUUUCUCCACUGAUAAAAAAGGAAACAUAUGGGCCUGUAACUCAACAAAGAAAAUAAACUCAACUACCAAAGAGCAAUUAGAAAUUGAAUAUAUAAAUGAACCAAUGGAAUCUGCAACAUUUGAAAAUACUUUACCCAAAAAAACAAUCAAAGAUGUAUAUAAACUUGGAUUUGCCAAGGAUUUAAAUGGUAUGGUAAUGGCUGCUUUUAAAUUAACAAUUUUUAAUGAUGGUUUUUGUAUUGGAUAUACUGUAAAUCAUUCAUUUUUCGAUCAAGCAAGUAUUUACUACUAUUUAAAAUUUUUAUCUCAGAUCUAUUCAAAUGAUGGUGAAAAUUUAACAUUUUUAAAACCACAAAUAUUUGAUUCACAAAAUUUUAUAAACAACAAAGUUAAAUUUGAUGGAAUUAUUAAUGCACGUGAAUAUGGUGAUUCAAAUUUUGGGUUUAUAUUUUACACAAUGUCCCAAAAACCAAGUGAAGGAAGUAUUGAUAUUAAUUUUUUCCACAAUACCACUAUUGGGCUAAAGUUUGAUUUGGAGGAAAUCAAUAAAAUUAAAUCAAAAAAUUCAAACUAUUUAUCAACAAAUGAUAUAAUAUCAGCAAUUGUACUAAAAGUUUUAACAUUAACAGAAUUUUUAAAAGAUAGUGAUGAUUUUACUCUCAGAUAUGUUUGCAACGUUAGAAAAUAUCUUGAAAAGGGUGAAGAAGCCAUUGGAAAUUUUGCUCAUCACUGUAAAAUGAUUUUAAAGGUAAAGGAAAUCAAAGAAUCUUCAAUUCUCGAUUUAGCAAAUAUAGACCGUAAAAGUAUAUUAGGAAUUCAUGGAGAUGAUUUCAAAGACUCAUUAAACUGGUACAAAUAUAUGCAAGAUGAAAAAGAAGUGGCACUCACAUAUGUUGGUAAACCAUCAUUUUAUUCAUCUCGUAUUACAAACUGGACCAAUUUUGAUUAUGAUGCAGUUCAAUUUGAUAAGGUUUCUCCUCACUCAAUAAAAACCCCAUCGCUUGCAGGUUAUGGUAUUAAUACAAUUACAUUUACUACAGAACAUGGUAAAAAAUAUUUUACUACAGGUGUUUCAAUUCCAAUUGAUUGUAUGGAAAAAUUAGAUAACUUUGGGAAAACAUCAAAACUUUUUUCAAUUGAUAACAUUUUUAAUUAA
Messenger RNA from Dictyostelium purpureum, 1332 nucleotides. RefSeq lists its product as uncharacterized. The record is from RefSeq and is a predicted model, not a curated record. The transcript has a single exon. Lineage: Eukaryota; Evosea; Eumycetozoa; Dictyosteliales; Dictyosteliaceae. Bases 1 to 1332 code for a protein of 443 amino acids.